This is a messenger RNA of Vombatus ursinus (common wombat), 1005 nucleotides long. RefSeq names its product chondromodulin (gene CNMD). Gene Ontology annotation, biological process: negative regulation of angiogenesis; negative regulation of endothelial cell proliferation. The record is from RefSeq and is a predicted model, not a curated record. NCBI's taxonomy places the organism in Eukaryota, Metazoa, Chordata, Mammalia, Diprotodontia, Vombatidae. The transcript has 7 exons. The coding region runs from base 1 to 1005 and encodes 334 amino acids.
AUGGCAGAGAGCUCAGACAAAGUGCCCAUCGCCCUAGCAGGCCCAGAGGACGUGGAGCAGUGUCGCCCACCCGCGUACACAGCGGUGGCAGUGAGACCCUCCAGCCCCGGGCGGCUGCUCAAGAUCGGAGCCGUGGUCCUCAUAUCGGGGGCGCUCCUGCUGCUCUUCGGGGCUAUCGGCGCCUUUUACUUCUGGAAGGUGAAUGACAAACAUAUUUAUAAUGUCCAUUAUACCAUGAGUAUUAACGGAAAAAUACAGGAGGGAUCAAUGGAAAUAGAUGCUGGGAACAACCUGGAGACCUUUAAAAUAGGAAGUGGAGCUGAAGAAGCAAUUGAAGUUAAUGAUUUCCAGAAUGGCAUCACUGGAAUCCGUUUUGCUGGAGGAGAAAAAUGUUAUAUUAAAGUCCAAGUGAAAGCUCACAUACCUCAGGUGGAUGCCAAGACUAAACAGAGCAUCAGCUCAGGACUGGAAGGCAAGAUCAUGCCAGUUAAAUUUGAAGAAAAUUCUCUUAUCUGGGUAGCUGCAGACCAGCCUGUUAAGGAUAACAGCUUCCUGAGUACUAAAAUCUUAGAACUCUGUGGAGAUCUUCCUAUUUUCUGGCUUAAACCAACACAUCCAAAAGAAAACCAAAGAGAACGAAGAGAAAUCUUGAGAAAAAUUCAUCAAGCUACUACAAGAAGACCAAAUAGUGGGCCCCAGGAUAAUCCAAGCACUGGAAGGCCAGUUAAUGAAACAAGGCCCAGUAUUCAGGAGGAUACAAAACCCUUCAAUCCAGAUAAUCCUUACCAUGUGAAAGAAGGUGAAGGCAUGACAUUUGACCCCAGACUAGAUCAUGAAGGCAUCUGCUGUAUUGAAUGCCGGCGGAGUUACACUCACUGCCAAAGGAUCUGUGAGCCUCUUGGUGGAUACUUUCCCUGGCCUUAUAACUACCAAGGUUGUCGCUCAGCUUGCAGAGUGGUCAUGCCUUGUAGCUGGUGGGUGGCCCGUAUCUUGGGUAUGGUGUGA